Molecule: messenger RNA, 4314 nt
Organism: Anneissia japonica
Lineage: Eukaryota; Metazoa; Echinodermata; Crinoidea; Comatulida; Comatulidae
Product: hydroxyacid oxidase 1-like
Exons: 8
Coding region: 1173-2276 (367 amino acids)
Molecular function (GO): FMN binding; oxidoreductase activity
Source: RefSeq, a predicted model, not a curated record
CAACUUUAAUGGUCAACUUGAGUAUACAGAUAAUCUAAUACAAUUGAUCAUUCUAUAACUUUACCCUUUCUCACACUGUGAUUGGCAGUUUUGAACCAAACGAUUGACACAAGUCGCCUGUUUACUUUAAUGGAAUUGCAACACCAAGAAUUUCUCUAUAAUCCAAUCAGAAAUUUCAAAAUUAAAAAGCGACAUAGUUAGACAUGCCACAACAAUACUUGCUGUAAAAGAGACACCCCGAUAUCAGGCCUGCCCCGUCCCCCUCUUUUGGAAGGUAAUAAGAAAGAAAGAAAGAAAAAGAAAAAACUGAUCCUAAAAUGCCUCAGAAGUUAUUUUCGGGGGUCUAGAACAAAUAAAAAAAGUUGCGGGGCAUGCCUCCGGAUACCCUAGUGUAGUAUUAUCUCGAUCGGCCCCAAUUUCGACCCACCUUUUGGACAUACACCCCCCGCCCUCUGCGUACGGGACUGGGAUCCGCUCCCUGUACUCACAAUUGGUGCAAACGAAAAUUUAGAAGGUGGGCACUGUAGCCUUCUUUACUCACUAUCAAUCCUGUAGGCCAUACACUUUUCAAACCCCUAACUGCCGGGGAUGGAUGCAGGAUUUGGCGGUAGGGUGUGCGUGAGAGUCCACAUCACAAGUGGUGGCGCCGUCGGGGAGAGUCCUCUCUAUAUAGGAACUCUAGAGUCCCCUACCCCUAGGAGAGAGAGAAAUUUAAAAAAACCCAGAAUUUGUAUUUUCUACUUGUAGAAAAAUCGAUUAAAUAAGUAUUGAAACCACUAUCUUUUCGGAGGAUCUGCCCACCAGGCCUAGAACACUUUCGAGGAGAGAUUUUGAGCAAUGCCCGAUCACUCCCACUUUUCUCUAUCGUCGGGGACAUCGGCCCCGGUCGGGUAAUUCCUAGAGGAACCCCUGCCUCAGCCCCACCAUAGUUGGGGUUCAGAGGUGAGAAAGUUUGAGAAUAUAGAUGUCUAGGUGCCGGGAAAUUGCGUUAUCAUACUUAAAAAUCUUUCCGUUAAUUCAUAUCAACAAUAAAUACAACAAUUGUUUCUUUAGGAGGGUGCGAUCGAUCCCUUAGAGAAACGUCCCCACUAAAAGUUUCUUCUCAAUGUUGUAUAUAGGUGGCGGUAGACACCGGUUGCUCGCCUGAUGCACAUUUGGUGCAAGUUGUUGCAAUGUCCGUCGACAAUGAGGAUUUCGUGUGUUUAGAAGAUUUUGUAAAACCGGCCCAAAAACUUUUACUGAACUCAAGAUUUGAAUAUUAUAGUGAUGGCUGUAAUGAACAAUUUACACUAAAAGAAAAUAGGGAGGCGUUUAAGAGGUACCGUUUGCGACCUCAUCUUCUUCGUGAUGUAUCAAAGUUAGACCUGAGUACGACAGUACUAGGGCAGAAUAUUUCCUGGCCGGUCGGCAUAUCACCAACUGCAUUUCAUAGAAUAGCCAACUAUGAAGGGGAAAAGGCAACUGCUAGAGCCGCAUAUGCUGAGGGGUCUGUAAUGAUACUUAGUUGUGUCUCAACAUGCACCGUAGAAGAUGUAGCAGAGGCAUCUCCACAUAGUAUCCUUUGGAUGCAAGUUAUGUUUUUUAAAAGGAGGGAAAUUACAGAGAGCCUUGUGAAGAGAGCGGAGGCUGCAGGAUUUAAAGCGAUUGUUGUAACCAUUGAUCAGCCAAUUAUAGGAAAAAAGUACUCAAGUGUUAGAACCAGAGCAAGUGUACGGUUCAAACUACAAGCUCAUGAACAGCCAGUCAAUUUAAAACUUAACAUCAAGGGUGGGGGUGAUGAAAUUGUUGCAGAUUUUGAUGCCUCUGUUACUUGGGAAGACAUUAAGUGGUUGAAAUCCUUAACAAAAUUACCAUUGGUCCUUAAAGGUAUAACUACAGGCGAACAAACACGGAAUGCAGUCGAGUAUGGCGCUUCCGGCAUCUUAGUCUCCAACCACGGCGGACGUCAACUGGAUUAUCUACCAGCUACAAUUGAUGUCCUCCCGGAGGUUGUUUCUGCCGUAGAGGGCUCAGGUGUUGAAGUAUACUUGGACGGAGGGGUUAGGCACGGAACGGAUGUCUUUAAAGCUUUAGCUCGUGGGGCCAGAGCUGUUUUUAUUGGCAGACCAAUUCUUUGGGGGCUAACAUGGAAAGGCUAUGAGGGUGCCAAACAAGUUCUUUCAAUCCUCAAGGAAGAGGUGGCUUCAACUAUGGCAUUAAUGGGAUGUACUAAUGUCAGUGAAAUAGUGCCCUCAAUGGUUGUUCAUGAAGACUACUUUAAAAAAUCAAAGUUAUAGUAGAUUCUGCAAGACCACUGUUAAACAUUGUGAUUAUUAUUUUUUUCUAGCUCAUUGAGAAAUUGUGAAAUUGAAAUAUGCCUUUAGAAAUGUAAUUUUUCUUCUUUUUUUUUUUUUAAUGUGUGGUUUAUUUGCUUUGUAAUGUACUUGUAUGUUUUAUGUUAUAUGAAUAAAUUAAAGAAAAAAAAUAUUACAAGAAAUUACGUUUUAUGCACAUACCUACAUGGAAAGUAACCUAAUAGUAACCUGAUAUGUACAUGAGUUAUGUUUGUUUGUUGACUGGUUUUAGUUAAUUAUUAUAGUCUAACAUUCAUAUUAUUGAAGUCUAUUUUUUUGUAAUGCAAAUUUUGGUUGAAUAAAUAAAUUUAAGGAAUAAAAUGACAACAAUUUUCUUAAAGAAUGAAGAAUAAUGGUAUUCUUUUAAUAAUUUUACGCUGACCAAAGCUAAACUUGGUAUUAUCAGGGAACAGAUAAAUUUCACUGUUGCCUGGUAUCAUUGUGCUUCCACCAUGCAUAGGCUAAUUAUCUUCUGUGUUUAGUUGAUUGCUAACUUUUGAAUGCUUGGUGGAUAUAAUGCUCUCUUCCAAUUUGUUUUGCUUUGGUGGAUUGAUAGAAUGUGUAACUCUUAUAAUAAUUUAAUAUUUCUAAGCAAAACGUUUUGGAUAGAGGCAAUUCACUUUGAUUACAUCCAAAGGAUGCCCCUAAGCAAACUCUCAAGAAUAGAUAAAAUGGAUAAAUAUAAGUUUUCCCGAAUAAAUGUAUAAACGACAAAAUAUUUAAAUCAAAUACAAAAAAUUGUUGGUCAGUGUGAUAGAGGCUUUAAGCAUUAUGCACUACAGUAUAUAAAAAUAUAUUUUAUUUAUGAUGCUUGCAAACUUUCUAAAAGAAGCAACAAAUUAAAUAAAUAAAUUUAUAAAUUUAAAUAAAGAACUGUGAGCCAAUAAUUUUAUUAUGUUGACAAAAGCAGGUAACAUACUGAUAAAAAAAUAUAGCACUACUGGAUUGUACAUUACAUGCUAAAAGGUUGUGACAGUUGUAGACAUUUAUUUUUCGUCACGUAUUGACUUAUUUUAGUGAUUAAUAUGGUCACUUUAAAAUACUAUAUAUGUAUUUAUAUACCGUAUCAUUCCGUUAUAUUUAGUGAAAACGUCGACUUUGUAUCAGCCGCACUCCUCUGAACUGGUAUGCUCCACUUAGGCAUAACCUAUGCAGAACUGAAUAUUUUCUCUUUCCACUGUAAUGCACUAACUUUAUUUCAAUAAUGAAUUCUAACAUGAUGUGUUGUUUUCUAACGAGACAAGUCCUCGUCUAAUAUUUUGUAGAUUUGCAUUAAUGUAAUUUUAAAAAAUAUGUUUACGAUAUAUUAAUCGACAUAAAUAAAACUCGCUCAAAUACAGUAGUACUGUAUAUGAUUAUUACAAUUGCCUGCUGUGAUAAAACUUAUGAAACACCUAAAUAAGGGGCAAUAUUAAUUUUGUUUGAUCUCAAAGACCAAAUAGAUUCGUGAAACAACUCGUUAUAGGCCUAUACUUAGUGUCUGGUCAAUAUCGAGGAAAUAUUUUCUCGUCCACACUAUCAAAUUUUCUUUAACAAAAAGUUGUAUGCUCAUAUAUAGUCAUGAUGUGCCUAUAUAUGGUCAUGAUGCGAUGCCAUCAUGACCAUAUUUAGGCAUGUCGCAUUUUUUUUGCAAAUACAAUUUGAGAGUCUGGACAGGCCUUCAAAAUUAAUAAAUCAAAAAUUGAAAGAAAUUUAAAUAUUGAAUAGUACUGGUCACGGAUUUUUUUAAAUCUCACUUGCGCUGUACUGUAGUUUUAAGUGGAAUUUAACCGUGCCCUGCAAGAAGGGGAAGUUGAAUGACCGGUAUUACAUCCUUUAAACAAUCUGUAUCAAUGAUUACCAUCUGGUUGGACGUUAAAAUCCAUCACUUGCACUAAGCGUUAUCAUAAUUUCUUUGUACCAUACCAUAGUUUUAAUUGCAGCUAGUAAACUUGUUGAAUAGGCCUAAACUACUAUUAAAAAUAUUUUAAUACCCUGUUUA